AUGGCGGAGCGGCGGUGGGAGCCGGGGCCGUCGUCGGGCUCCCCGUCGGGCUCCCCCCCCGCCCCGUCCCCGUCCCCGUCCCCCCCGCCGGGAGGCCUCUGCCAGCGCUGCGGGUCCGGCGGGGCGGCCAAGUGGGUCCGCCUCAACGUGGGCGGCACCUACUUCCUCACCACCCGACACACGCUGGGACGCGACCCCAAGUCCUUCCUCUUCCGACUGUGCCAGGCCGACCCCGACCUCGAUUCCGACAAGGAUAAAACAGGUGCCUAUCUAAUAGACCGAGACCCUACGUACUUCGGACCGGUGCUGAACUAUCUGCGACACGGAAAGCUGGUUAUCAACAAGGACCUCGCGGAGGAAGGGGUGCUGGAAGAAGCGGAGUUCUACAACAUCACCUCACUAAUAAAACUCGUAAAGGACAGGAUAAGAGAACGAGACAGCAAAACCUCACAGGUGCCGAUCAAACACGUUUACCGGGUGCUGCAGUGUCAAGAGGAGGAGCUCACCCAGAUGGUGUCCACCAUGUCGGACGGCUGGCGGUUUGAGCAGCUGGUCAGCGUAGGCCCCGCCUUUGGCUUCGGCCGGGCCCGCCAGGCAGAGUUUCUGCUGAUAGUGGCGCGAGAAAUCAAGGGGGAGGAGACGCGUCUCCAGAAAAGCGGCGGCGAGCUGGUCAACAUCGGCUCUUCCUACAACUACGGGAACGAAGACCAGGCUGAGUUUCUCUGUGUCGUGUCCAAGGAGCUACACAACACCCCCUACGGCACAAGCAGUGAGCCCAGCGAGAAGGCCAAGAUCUUGCAAGAAAGAGGCUCCCGGAUGUGAAGGUCCCGGUAUUGCGAGUUGGAGGAUUUUUACAGUUUGAUUUGAUUUGAUUAUUUUCCCCCCUCACUCCCCCUCCAUCCCCACCUCCUCCCUGCCCCCCGCCAAGAUCCGGUGACCCGCCCGGCCCCCCCGGGCGGAUGGGCAACAAUCUUCCCGUCGUCGUCGACCGGGUUGGAACCCCCACCCUCCCCACCGGCCCGAAUCGGGGCCGGGAACGGCGGAAAAAGCACUACAGGCCGUAGCCCGCGCGUGGGCCCGGGACCGUUGGAGCUCCUGGUGUCUCCCCGCCGCCCGGGGCCGGGCCCUGCGGCUGGCCCUCCCCCCCGCCCAGACCCACCCCGAGGAGUCGGCCGCUUUUUGGUAUUAGUCGUUGCCGAGAGCUGAGAGGACAACCGACUUGGUGCUACACAAAUUACCGCCCUUAACUACAGGGACCGGUGGCGGGGGGCUGACGAGAAGGCUCAGGAACCGUCCACCCCGGGAACACCGUCUGAUCCCAGCCCGUGGCGAGAGAGGCAGCCCCCAGGAGAGAGGAGACCGGCUGUGGCCUCCGGGGAGGAGGGGACCCCUCCGGGUCCCCACGGGGCUCCCUCUUGCCCGGAUGGCACGACAACCCGGCUGAGCCGAAACCCUGCCCUCGCUCCUCCGGGCCAGCAAGACCUGGGGGCCUUGGAGGCUUCUCCGAGGUCUGGCCCGCCGCAGGUCAUCCGGCCUCGAACCCGCGCAGAACGGCGACCGUUGCCUUUGGCAUGAUGGGGAAAUUUAUCAGAGAGAGUGUGGCUCGCCCGGUGGUAGGCAUGGCACCCAUCAGGGUCUCCGGGGUCGUGGCUAGAGCGCUCAACCCUUCUCCCGACCGCUCAGGUCCGCGGCACCUGGAUCGCGCCGAAAGCUCGGGAUGUUUACAAUUCGUCAUCUCUCUUUCUCUCUCUCUCUCUGCCAGUCUUGCUGUCUCCCCGGGUGGCUUUUUUCUUCGCGGGGGGUGGUGGUUUGUUUGUGUGUUCCCCGGUCGUCAUCUUGUCCUUUUCUUUUUGUUUUUUAAACUAUGCAGUUCUUUUCUUUCUAGAAACAUUUGAGGGCUCUCACACCCAGCCCCGGGUGGGCUCUGCUGACCUCACGUGAGAUUGGAGCUGUUGAGAGAGUUGUUUAAGGGGAUGGGGGCGGUGGGGAGGGGGGCAAGGGGGACCCGUUGGCAUGCUUUUAAAAUAGAUUUCACCAUUAAGCGGUAGAGUAGAACUCCUGUUGCUUAGAAGCACUACUAGGGGGAUGGUCGGAAUUUUUUGAUUUUAUUCUUUUCCCAAGUGUGGUGAGCAGCAAGUCGGGGGAGUAAGCGGUGUUUGAAGGAACGCAGGACAGCUGGAGUUUGAGGCCUUUUUAAAACCACACACACGUACACAGACACAACCAACCCCCACACACCCCUACACGCACACACACACACCCCCCUACACACAUGCACACCCGAAAUCUCACCUGCGCUUUCUCCUCCGCCGUGCUGCUCCACCAUCCAAGCGUCCCGCUCCCGUCCGGAAGGCCGCAUGGGCUCCCGGUUUGGCCGAUACCGUCGAUAGAGACAUUUCCGUCCGGUCGCGGGGUGGGGGGGAUCAGCGGGCCGAGGGACCCCUCUCCCCCUCACCCCGACCCGGAAGAAUUUGAGAGUUCGUUUUUGCCACCCGCGGAUGUGUGUGCUUGGAUGUGUGUGAUUGUGCGCGUGUGUUUUGUAAAAGAUAUUAAGACCUGAUGAAUCGACUAAACUUUAUUCUAAGGGGA
Messenger RNA from Tachyglossus aculeatus (Australian echidna), 2589 nucleotides. RefSeq names its product BTB/POZ domain-containing protein KCTD5-like. The coding region runs from base 1 to 822 and encodes 273 amino acids. The transcript is spliced from 7 exons. Gene Ontology annotation, cellular component: Cul3-RING ubiquitin ligase complex; cytoplasm. Lineage: Eukaryota; Metazoa; Chordata; Mammalia; Monotremata; Tachyglossidae. The record is from RefSeq and is a predicted model, not a curated record. Gene Ontology annotation, biological process: proteasome-mediated ubiquitin-dependent protein catabolic process; protein homooligomerization. Gene Ontology annotation, molecular function: cullin family protein binding.